AACCAAGAAUCCGACUCGGCGCUAGACUAAUCGGGCGAGGAAGACGAGAAGACCCCGAGGCAGGAGGCGAGCGGGGGAAGGAAGAAGAAGAUGAAGGUCCGCGCGUCGGUGAAGCGCCUGUGCGGGUUCUGCAAGGUGGUGAAGCGCCGGGGCAUCGUCUUCAUCCACUGCACCGCCAACCCCAAGCACAAGCAGCGCCAGGGCUUCUCCACCAUCGCCGAAGCCGCCGCCGCGUGCGUCCACCUGCCGCCGCCACCGCCCGCCAGCGGUUCCGCCUCCGCCGCAGCGUUCGCGGAGGCUUCAAAGGUGGCGAGGCAAGAGAUGUCUAUGAAGUUCAAUUGGCCGCUAGGUUUAGCUGCCUUGCUCAAGAAUGGAGAAAAAUAAUGCAUCAGGUCUACCAUAUGCUGACAUUUUAAGCAGAUGUUGAAUAGAGCCAGUUGGUAUCAUGAUAUGAAGAGAAGCAUGUAGCAAAAACUUGAAACUGUACCAUCAUCAUGUAUUUGCUAUUACUACACAUCAGUUGAAGUCAUGCUACGGUGGAAUAAUAUCAGCACAUAUUGUUUUUUUUUCUCUUAAAAUGUUUGAUUCUUGAAUGUUUUAAUGUAAUAGCAUUUGCAGAAAGGUGCUAUGCUUAACUC
Molecule: messenger RNA, 638 nt
Organism: Sorghum bicolor (sorghum)
Lineage: Eukaryota; Viridiplantae; Streptophyta; Magnoliopsida; Poales; Poaceae
Exons: 2
Coding region: 91-384 (97 amino acids)
Biological process (GO): translation
Cellular component (GO): ribosome
Molecular function (GO): structural constituent of ribosome
Source: RefSeq, a predicted model, not a curated record